UUUAACAAAACAAUAACGCAAAUUGUUGCAUUUGUUUAUUGAUUUUUGUGUAAUUACGCAACUCUUAAAAAAUUUUUUAUUGCUUAUAGAAGCAUUUGUUUUAGUCUUGUUAGUGUAUCUGAAUCAGUUACACAUUUUAGCCUCUAAGGGUCGCUAUUGCAUGGGAAAUGAAUGUGAUAGUUACGUGAUGCAGUGCGGCUCCUUUCUCUGUCACUGCCAUUUAUAGACGAGAGCUUCGCGUGAACAACAACUGAGCGAAAAUAACGCUCAUCUGAAUGCUUAUUGCCCCUAACUGUCAAGUUAUUUGGGUCGUGUUACUUCAAUAGUUUUCACAUGGAGUCUAAAGAGGAUCAUUGCAGUGGAAGAGGAAGAUGGCGAUGUUUUUGGCGACGGGCGGCCUGCCUCUUUGUCUUUUUGUGUUUUUUCCUAAAUGGAACGGAGGCACAGAUCCGCUAUUCAAUCCCAGAGGAGAUGAAAAAAGGCUCGCUUGUCGGCAAUGUGGCCCAAGAUCUCGGUUUGGAUCUAAAAAGACUCCGUUCUGGGCGUGCCCGCAUCGUGACGGGGGAGAACGUCCAGUACACGGAGCUGAGGACGGACAAAGGGCUUCUGGUCGUCCAUGAGAGGAUAGAUCGAGAGCAGCUUUGUGGAGACGUGACGCCGUGCAGCUUCACCUUUGAGAUUUUAUUGGAAAACCCCAUGGAAUUACACCCUGUGACCAUCGAAGUCAUCCGCAUACUAAUCCAGGACCAGAACGACAACGCUCCCCAAGUCCUGUACCCGGUCCAGACUGGCGGCUCGGUGCUGGCUGAAAUGGUGCCUCGUUCAGCAGAUGUGGGCUAUCUGGUGACUAAAGUGGUGGCUGUUGAUGUGGACUCUGGACAGAACGCCUGGCUCUCCUAUAAAGUGCACAAAGCCACAGACAGGGCGCUGUUUGAAGUGGGCCUACACAAUGGAGAAAUAAGAACUGUCCGCCAAGUCACUGAUAAAGAUGCCGUCAAACAAAGACUGAGUGUUCUAGUGGAGGACAACGGGCAGCCCUCUCGUUCAGCUACAGUCAUUGUUAACGUGGCGGUGGCGGACAGCUUCCCUGAAGUGCUGUCAGAGUUCACUGACUUUAGCAUGCACGACAAGGAGUACAAUGACAAGCUGACUUUUUACUUAGUCUUGGCUUUGGCUGUGGUCUCCUUCCUCUUCAUCACCUGCUUGCUGCUCAUCAUAUCAGUCAAAGUGUACAGGUGGAGACAGUCUCGCGUCCUGUACCACUCCAACCUCCCUGUCAUUCCAUAUUAUCCACCACGUUACUCAGACACUUUGGGGACAGGGACUCUCCAACACGUGUACAAUUACGAGGUGUGCAGGACCACCGACUCCAGAAAAAGUGACAUGAAGAAUAUGCAAGACAUGAGUCAAACUUUAGUGAGUGUGGAAGGGGCUGAAGCUGAAACACCACAUGUGACCAAGCAGAUGUCAGGAAACUUUUCACAAAUGUCAACUUUGAUUGUGUGUUCAGUGUUUGACAUGCUCAAUAAGAAAAAUAUAGUUGCCCAGUCAGACCUUUUUGGAACGGCACCAAACAGUCGCCUAUGGAGCCAUGCUUAG
This is a messenger RNA of Nerophis lumbriciformis (worm pipefish), 1599 nucleotides long. The record is from RefSeq and is a predicted model, not a curated record. NCBI's taxonomy places the organism in Eukaryota, Metazoa, Chordata, Actinopteri, Syngnathiformes, Syngnathidae.